Phacochoerus africanus (Common warthog) is the source of this 2241-nucleotide messenger RNA. RefSeq names its product growth factor independent 1B transcriptional repressor (gene GFI1B). The coding region runs from base 203 to 1606 and encodes 467 amino acids. Gene Ontology annotation, cellular component: nucleus. NCBI's taxonomy places the organism in Eukaryota, Metazoa, Chordata, Mammalia, Artiodactyla, Suidae. Gene Ontology annotation, biological process: regulation of transcription by RNA polymerase II. Gene Ontology annotation, molecular function: RNA polymerase II cis-regulatory region sequence-specific DNA binding; DNA-binding transcription factor activity, RNA polymerase II-specific. The transcript has 7 exons. The record is from RefSeq and is a predicted model, not a curated record.
CCAAAAAAAAGGGAAAGAAAAGAAAGUGAAAGGAAGAGACUAACUUGUGAGUUCUCUGUACAAAAUAAGGUUUAUAAAUUAAAGUUUUAUUUUGACUUUAACUUUUUGGAUUUAAUAAUUUAGCCAUUACUUUUUGAAUGCACAUGCUGUUAAAAAGUUCUGGAGAGAAAGCGCCGCUCCGGGCGCGGAGGGAGGGAAGAGAAUGAAGCGUCUUGAGUCGCCGAGAGCUUUGAUAAGCAAAUACAGCCCAGCGCUCUCGAGCUCUCUCUAUUGGCUGUUCCUUCACCGCCAGAUUUUGACACAAAUAAUCAGAUUGAAAAUCAGGGAGGGGAACAGAAGAGGAAAAAAAAAGAGAGAGAGAGAGAGGAGAAAAAAAAAAAAAGGAGAAGUAUCUAUUUGUGCAGAGAGUCACGAAGUUUGCCGGGUGGCUCCGAUUCCCCAGAGGAAGGCAGCGAGGUUCCCACCGCGGGACAGGAGGCGCCGAGCUCAGACAGGUGUGGGCCUCCCUCUGACUAUGCCGCGCUCCUUCCUGGUGAAGAGCAAGAAGGCUCAUACCUACCACCAGCCCCGCGACCAGGAGGAUGAGCCGCUCUGGCCUCCCGCCCUUGGCCCUGUGGCCAGGGGCCAGGUCCUGAGCAACAGCCCUGUCCUCAGCACCCUGUUCCCAAACCAGUGCCUGGACUGGACUGACCUCAAACGGGAGCCAGAGCUGGAGCUGGAUCAGAGCUUGACCAGGAUGGCCUUGGCCCCAGAGGGUCCCACUGUGAUGUCCCAGCCCCAGGAUGGGGACUCGCCAUCUUCCGACUCACCCCCAUUCUACAAGCCCAGCUUCUCCUGGGAUGCCCUGGCUUCAUCCUACGGCCACAGCUACCGGCAGGCCCCCUCCACCAUGCAGUCCGCCUUCCUGGAGCGCUCCGUCAGCCUGUACGGCAGCCCUCUGGUGCCCAGCACCGAGCCGCCCUUGGACUUCAGCCUCCACUACUCCCCUGGCAUGGACGCAUACCACUGCAUCAAGUGCAACAAGGUGUUCUCCACGCCCCACGGGCUUGAAGUGCACGUCCGCCGCUCCCACAGCGGGACCCGGCCCUUCGCCUGUGACAUCUGCGGCAAAACCUUUGGCCACGCCGUGAGCUUGGAGCAGCACACGCACGUCCACUCCCAGGGGAUCCCGGCCGGGUCCGGUCCUGCGCCCAGCUUGGCAGUCCCGGGUCGCGAGGCCCCGCCUGCGCCUGACCCCCCGGGGCCUCGUUUCCUCCGGCAGGAGCGCAGCUUCGAGUGCCGGAUGUGCGGCAAGGCCUUCAAGCGCUCGUCCACCCUGUCCACCCACCUCCUCAUCCACUCGGACACGCGGCCCUACCCCUGCCAGUUCUGCGGCAAGCGCUUCCACCAGAAGUCAGACAUGAAGAAGCACACCUACAUCCACACCGGUGAGAAGCCCCACAAGUGCCAGGUGUGCGGGAAGGCCUUCAGCCAGAGCUCCAACCUCAUCACCCACAGCCGGAAGCACACAGGCUUCAAGCCCUUCAGCUGUGAGCUGUGCGCCAAGGGCUUCCAGCGCAAGGUGGACCUGCGGCGGCACCGUGAGAGCCAGCACAACCUCAAGUGAGGCCGUCCCUGCUCCCGGCUCCUGGCCAGCCAGCCCUGACAUGACAUCACCUGGCAGGGAAGCCAGCCUCACACACCCAGGCUCCUGGAGGCAGCACUGGCCGGGACUCUUCCAGCUUGUUUUGAGACUCAUCAGAGUGCUGUGUGACCUCAGGCAGGUCACUUUCCCUCUCUGGACAUCCCAACAUUUCUCUUGCUGCAAAGUGUGGCACCUGGGUUGGGUCUUUUCUGAGCUGAUAUUGUCUAUAGAUCUAAGAGCUUGGUGCCUUCCCAGGGACAGAACCCAGGGGGCCAGAAGAGCCCCAGGGGGACAGGGGGUGACAAGAAGAGACCAGAGCUGGAGCCCACAGAGAAGUCCUCCCCCUGCCUGCCGCCCACUGGGCUCUGGUCAGAUUGGUUUUCAGUGGACCUCUUUCUGGCUGCCACGGAGGGUCAGAGCCAUCUCCUGCCCCAGUGGGAGGCCUAGCACCCCACUGCCUCAGCCAGCGUGCUGGCCACUCCCACUUCUGAUGGCUACUCAGGCCAUGCGGUUCCCGUUCUGCUGUCAGACCCUGGCCGGGGAAAUGAGCCAUCACUGCUGUCAAAGCCUGUUCAUCUCAACUGCUGUAAAUAAAAAUAAAGAUACAGAUUUACUUA